This is a messenger RNA of Heterocephalus glaber (naked mole-rat), 4011 nucleotides long. It is a transcript of the gene Ap2b1, whose product is annotated as adaptor related protein complex 2 subunit beta 1. The record is from RefSeq and is a predicted model, not a curated record. Gene Ontology annotation, cellular component: membrane coat; clathrin adaptor complex. Gene Ontology annotation, molecular function: clathrin binding. Lineage: Eukaryota; Metazoa; Chordata; Mammalia; Rodentia; Bathyergidae. Gene Ontology annotation, biological process: vesicle-mediated transport; intracellular protein transport.
GAAGCGAGGUCCUCUGAUGUCAAAGUUUCCGGCCCACCAUCUUUGUCCCUGGCAAAAUUGGGUUUUGCGCAGUGGCUUAGACCUAGAGAAAGAAACGUGACGGGCAGGAAACCAUUACAACACCACCCCGGCUGUGCUCUGGCUGCCACCGCCACUCCCGACCCCUGCCUCCGGUGUACAUUAAAGAUCCAGAAUCAUGACUGACUCCAAGUACUUUACAACCAAUAAAAAGGGAGAAAUCUUUGAAUUAAAAGCUGAACUCAACAAUGAAAAGAAAGAAAAGCGGAAGGAGGCUGUGAAGAAAGUGAUUGCUGCUAUGACUGUGGGGAAGGAUGUUAGCUCUCUCUUUCCAGAUGUAGUCAACUGUAUGCAGACUGAUAACCUGGAGCUAAAGAAGCUCGUGUAUCUCUACUUGAUGAACUACGCCAAGAGUCAACCAGACAUGGCCAUCAUGGCUGUCAACAGCUUUGUGAAGGACUGUGAAGAUCCCAAUCCUUUGAUUAGGGCCUUGGCAGUCAGAACCAUGGGGUGCAUCCGUGUGGACAAGAUUACAGAAUAUCUCUGUGAGCCCCUUCGAAAGUGCUUGAAGGAUGAAGACCCCUAUGUUCGGAAAACAGCGGCAGUCUGUGUGGCAAAACUCCAUGAUAUCAAUGCCCAAAUGGUGGAAGAUCAAGGAUUUCUUGAUUCUCUACGGGAUCUCAUAGCAGAUUCAAAUCCAAUGGUGGUGGCUAAUGCUGUAGCGGCAUUGUCUGAAAUUAGUGAGUCUCACCCAAACAGCAACUUGCUCGAUUUGAACCCACAGAACAUUAAUAAGCUGCUGACAGCUCUGAAUGAGUGCACCGAAUGGGGCCAGAUUUUCAUCCUGGACUGCCUGUCUAAUUAUAACCCUAAAGAUGACCGGGAAGCUCAGAGCAUCUGUGAGCGGGUAACUCCCCGGUUAUCCCAUGCCAACUCAGCAGUGGUGCUUUCAGCAGUAAAAGUCCUAAUGAAAUUUCUGGAAUUGUUACCCAAGGACUCUGACUACUACAAUAUGCUGUUGAAGAAGUUAGCUCCUCCUCUUGUUACUUUGCUGUCUGGGGAGCCUGAAGUGCAGUAUGUUGCCCUGAGGAACAUCAACUUAAUUGUCCAGAAAAGGCCUGAAAUCUUAAAGCAGGAAAUCAAAGUCUUCUUUGUGAAGUACAAUGAUCCCAUCUAUGUUAAACUGGAAAAGUUGGACAUCAUGAUCCGCCUAGCAUCCCAAGCCAACAUUGCUCAGGUUCUGGCAGAACUGAAGGAAUAUGCUACUGAGGUGGAUGUUGACUUUGUUCGCAAAGCUGUUAGGGCCAUUGGACGAUGUGCUAUCAAGGUUGAGCAAUCUGCAGAGCGCUGUGUAAGCACAUUGCUUGACCUAAUUCAGACCAAAGUAAAUUAUGUGGUCCAAGAGGCAAUUGUUGUCAUCAGGGAUAUCUUCCGCAAAUACCCCAACAAGUAUGAAAGUAUUAUUGCCACUCUCUGUGAGAACUUAGAUUCACUGGAUGAGCCAGAUGCACGAGCAGCCAUGAUUUGGAUUGUAGGAGAAUAUGCUGAAAGAAUCGACAAUGCAGAUGAGUUACUAGAGAGCUUCUUGGAGGGUUUUCAUGAUGAAAGUACCCAAGUCCAGCUCACUCUGCUCACUGCCAUAGUGAAGCUAUUUCUCAAGAAACCAUCAGAAACACAGGAGUUGGUCCAACAGGUCUUGAGUUUAGCAACACAGGAUUCUGACAAUCCUGACCUUCGAGACCGGGGCUAUAUUUAUUGGCGCCUUCUCUCAACUGACCCAGUGACAGCCAAAGAAGUAGUCUUAUCCGAGAAGCCACUAAUCUCUGAGGAGACCGACCUUAUUGAGCCAACUCUGCUGGAUGAGCUGAUCUGCCACAUUGGUUCUUUGGCCUCUGUGUAUCAUAAGCCUCCCAAUGCUUUUGUGGAAGGGAGUCAUGGGAUCCAUCGCAAACAUUUGCCAAUUCAUCAUGGGAGCACCGAUGCAGGUGACAGUCCUGUUGGCACCACCACGGCAACCAACCUGGAACAGCCUCAGGUUAUUCCCUCUCAAGGUGACCUUCUUGGGGAUCUUUUAAAUCUUGACCUUGGUCCCCCAGUCAACGUGCCACAGGUGUCCUCCAUGCAGAUGGGAGCAGUAGAUCUCUUGGGAGGAGGAUUAGAUAGUCUGCUUGGCAGUGACCUUGGCGGGGGCAUUGGAGGAAGUCCGGCAGUUGGACAGUCCUUCAUCCCAUCAUCAGUGCCUGCAACCUUUGCUCCCUCACCAACUCCUGCCGUAGUCAGCAGUGGUCUGAAUGACCUAUUUGAACUCUCCACAGGGAUAGGGAUGGCACCUGGUGGUUACGUGGCUCCUAAGGCUGUCUGGCUACCUGCAGUAAAGGCUAAAGGCUUGGAGAUUUCAGGAACAUUUACUCACCGCCAAGGGCACAUCUAUAUGGAAAUGAACUUCACCAACAAAGCCCUGCAACAUAUGACAGACUUUGCAAUCCAGUUUAACAAGAAUAGCUUUGGCGUCAUCCCAAGCACUCCUCUGGCCAUCCAUACACCACUGAUGCCAAACCAAAGCAUCGAUGUCUCCCUGCCUCUCAACACCUUGGGCCCAGUCAUGAAGAUGGAACCUCUGAAUAACUUGCAGGUGGCUGUUAAAAACAAUAUUGAUGUCUUCUACUUCAGCUGCCUCAUCCCACUCAAUGUGCUUUUUGUAGAAGAUGGCAAAAUGGAGCGCCAAGUCUUCCUGGCAACAUGGAAGGAUAUUCCCAAUGAAAAUGAACUCCAGUUUCAGAUUAAGGAAUGCCAUUUAAAUGCUGACACUGUUUCCAGCAAGUUGCAAAACAAUAAUGUUUAUACUAUUGCCAAGAGGAAUGUGGAAGGGCAGGACAUGCUGUACCAAUCCCUGAAACUCACUAAUGGCAUUUGGAUUUUGGCCGAGCUACAGAUCCAGCCCGGAAACCCCAAUUAUACGCUGUCGCUGAAAUGUAGAGCUCCUGAAGUCUCUCAAUACAUUUAUCAGGUCUACGACAGCAUUUUGAAAAACUAAUAAACUGGUCCAGUACCCUCCAGCCACCCUGCGAUUGGUGCAAGCCAAGAAUUCUUAACUGGAAGAAAUUGUACUGCUGUGUAGAAUCUGAACCCAAACACACUGAGGCCACCCAGCACAGUAGUGACUAGUCUAAUCUGUGCUAACUGUAGAGACAACCUGUUGGAUAGUUUUAGCUUCCUGUGAACAUUUGUAACCACUGCUUCAGUCACUUCCCACCUCCUGCCACUUGCUACUGUCUGUCCUUAUUUGUGGGCUUCUCUGUGCUGUGCCAACAGCUGGCUUUUUCUACACCCUCAUUUGAGUGUAGUUUGGUAUUUUGCCAUCAAGAGCUCAUUUCAAAAGCAGAAAAAGACAACAAAUAUUAAAGCAAGGAAUAGUGUCACUGAAACAUGAACUGCACUUUAUUGUUUUAUAUUUUUGUACAUAUGAGAAAUGGAGGUAGUAUAACUGGUAGAAAGUGUUAAAACAACUGACCAUCAGUUACCGUGGUCCUAGAGGAAGAGAUACAGUUACCAUCCCACUCUAUUAGGGAUUCUCUCAUCUGUGGCAACCUUGUCCCUAGUCAUUUAGAUUUUUGGUUUUUUCUCUCCAUACUCCUUUCUUGCCAGGCCUUCACAUUUGCCCCAUCCCCAUAUUCUCAUCUCAUUUGCUUGCUCUGCACUUGGGAAUGAUCUCCACUGAGUGUUUUUUUCAAAGUGCAGGAAAUACUAGGCCUGUCAGCACCAAAGCGAAGAGAAGUUAACUUAUUCCUUUCCACCAAACCAACCCAUUAAUAAUGCUGAUUAGGACAUGUGAGGAGAGAUGGAGAAAUGGAACUACAGUGCCCUCCCCAGCCUGCUUCCCUUUAUUUCUCAGAUCCAAUUCUAAAAAUCAAGAGUUUUGAAACAGACUUUAAUGGCUUAUCCAACCCUGUUUUUCUACAAAGGAGAAAAAUAAAAGGCAAAAAGAGAGCAUUA